UUUGCUGCUUUAGGACCUGGAGGAAAGGAACCCAUAUGCACGGUAUAAGACUCAAUUCCCAAAGGCUGCAAGGGCGUGGUCCUCAAAGCUGGAUUUCUUGCUUGAUGAAAUCCCGCUCUGCAACUCAUCGCUGCAGUCGCUUGAGCGAUGGACUGUAAGUGCAGCGGAGCUGGAGCAGCUCCUGCUAGACCUGGGUGACGGCGGAAGGCUUGCUCCUCUUAUUACUGUGUGCCCUUACCUUACACACUUGGAGAACGUCUACAUGGCCGUGUUAGACGCGCGGCUGUGGCUCAGCUAUUCAGAGCUUCCUGUCGAACCUCUUCGGAACAGCGGAUCAUACAAGGCAAUUCGUAUGGGGUCCGCUCGACCUGUGCGGCAGCUGCAGGGCAAGCCUCCCUCCUCCUUCUACGCCCUCGAGAUGCAGCUUGAAGCGAGCAACUACUUGGGCAUUCUCAGCGACCCGGGUUCGACGGUGUACUACGUGACGCCAAUGGAUUUUGAGCCAGGGAGACGCGGCUGUUACAUGGCGAGGAUGUUGAGAUUGGGGCGGGGCGUCAUGCGCAAGCGCGGGAUGUCACCAAAACAGCUUGCUGCAAGCCUGGCUGCAACGCCCAUUGAUGAUAAGGAGUUCAAGGACCGCUUCCUCAAGCACAAUAAGAUGACAGAAACAUCUUCCAUGGCCAAGCUCCUGGCUCACCGCAUAUACUUGUCAGCUUUUAUCCAGAUCUUUUUUAAGAUUGAAUAGCCACUGGACCUUCAUGCA
Selaginella moellendorffii is the source of this 763-nucleotide messenger RNA. RefSeq lists its product as uncharacterized. Lineage: Eukaryota; Viridiplantae; Streptophyta; Lycopodiopsida; Selaginellales; Selaginellaceae. The coding region runs from base 263 to 745 and encodes 160 amino acids. The transcript has 3 exons. The record is from RefSeq and is a predicted model, not a curated record.